AUGAAGGUCGGCUGCCACGUGUCAAUCUCGGGCGGGGUGGACAGGGCAGUCGACAACGCAGUCGAGAGGAAGUGCCUUGCAUUUCAGAUCUUUACCAGAAAUCCCCGCGGCUGGAGGGCAAAGGAGCUGGGCGAGACGGAGAUCUCAGAGUACAGGAGAAAGCUCGACGCAAGCGACAUCGACCGGCACGCCACAUGCGCCCACAUGCCAUACCUGCCCAACCUGGCAUCCACAAACAGCGACGCGCACCAGAAAUCCGUAGACACGCUCGUCGGCGAGGUCCGGCGGUGCGGGGAUCUGGGAAUCCCGUACCUGGUCACGCACUUGGGAAGCCAUCUGGGCGCCGGCGAGGAGGCCGGCAUCAGGCAGCUGGUCAUGGCAUACACCAAGGCGGCCGGGGUAAGAAACGACGUGACCAUUCUGCUGGAGAAUACGGCGGGGCAGAAGAACUCCGUGGGCUCGGAGUUUGGCCAGCUGGGAUCCAUCCUGUCGCAGCUGGAGCCGCAGGAGCGGUUUGGCGUGUGCAUCGACACGUGCCAUGCCUUUGUUUACGGGUACGACCUGAGAACCCCGGAUGCGGUCAGGGAGGCGUUUGCGAGGUUUGAUGACGCCGUGGGCUUUGAGCGCCUGAAGAUCCUGCACCUGAACGAUGCCAGGGGGGAGAUGGGCUCCAGGCUGGACCGGCACUAUCACAUAGGCCUCGGGCACAUCGGCAUGGAGGGCAUCGGGGCCGUGGCAAGGCUGGCAGGCAAGAAGGGGAUACCCAUCAUACUCGAGACCCCCAUAGACGACACCCGGGACGACUUUGAAAACAUCAGGAUAGUCAAGGGGUUAACAUAA
Molecule: messenger RNA, 840 nt
Organism: Geodia barretti
Lineage: Eukaryota; Metazoa; Porifera; Demospongiae; Tetractinellida; Geodiidae
Source: the annotation of a GenBank genome assembly